CGUUCGAGAAUGCUUGAGACUUGAACUCACAAUGUCACCACAGUUUUAUAAUCUUUAAAAGUAUUGAUCCAGACCUAAACUAUGUCCAUUCGAUUCGGAAUAAUAAUACAAUACUAAAAAAGAUUUAAAUUUUGCACACAUGUUUUGUUGUACGUGAGAAAAAAUAGAAUAAAGAAGAGUCGCAUUCUCAGUGUUAAAACUGUGGGGUGUGUUCAGGAUGGUCACGUGAUGUCAUGUUUACUUCCUGAUUUCGCCAUUUUAUUUUCCAAAGAAAGAGCUACGUUUUAUCUCUCUUAUACAGUUAUUCUACGUAUUUCCUUGUAUUUGAUCUAUCUUCAACAAGAUAAGAUAGUAAAGAAGCCAUGGGAUGUGUCCUGGGAGGUCUUGCAUGCUGUUUUGGCAGUGCAGCCUGCAGUUUGUGUUGUGCAGCAUGUCCAGGUUGUAAAAAUUCUACCUCAACCCGCAUUGUCUACUCUCUGUUCCUCUUGUUGGGAACUAUUACAUCAGCAUUGAUGCUGAUACCAUCAAUACGAGACAGUUUGGACAAGGUACCUGGUUUAUGUAACCCGAUAUGGUUUAAUAAUGAAAAGACCAGACUUUUGAACUGUGAUUAUGUUGUUGGGCAUCUCGCUGUAUACAGAACAUGUUUUGGAAUGGCAAUGUUUUUCCUGUUACUAACGAUCAUUAUGGUCAAAGUUAGCUCUUCGAAAGAUCCAAGAGCCAAAAUACAGAAUGGUUUUUGGUUUUUCAAGUUUGUCAUACUGGUUGGUAUCAUUAUUGGCGCCUUCUACAUCCCACGACCUGGUGGUAUGAACCAAGUCAGCUUUGACCAGGUGUGGAUGGUAUUUGGGAUGAUAGGAGGCUUUCUCUUCAUCCUUAUUCAGUUGGUUCUCAUUGUCGACUUUGGCCACUCCUGGAAUGAGAAAUGGGUAGCCAAUUAUGAAGACUCACAAAACAAAGGCUGGUAUGUAGGGUUACUGAUCUUCACUGUGCUUUUCUACUUAAUCUCCUUGGCUGCCAUUGUUCUCUUCUACAUAUUUUACACAAGAGGGGUGGAUGGAUGUCCAAUGAACAAAGCAUUCGUUAGUGUGAAUAUGAUACUGUGUAUCCUUGUGUCGAUUGUGUCUAUUUUGCCCAAAAUCCAAGAAGUCAACCCACGCUCUGGCUUGCUCCAGUCUUCGAUCAUAACUGGAUAUGUUCAGUACUUGACCUGGUCAGCGAUGACCAACAACCCAGACAAGACCUGUAACCCAUCUUUAAUGGACAUUUUCUCUGGCAAGGUCAACGCUACAUCAGUUAUUUUACCCCCAGAAAGGGUCACUGGCAUGGACUGGCCUAGCAUUGCUGGCCUUGGCAUUUGGAUGAUUUGUGUGUUAUAUGCUAGCAUCCGUACCGCUUCAACUAACAACAUGGGGAAACUGACAAACAAAAAUACAGAGAAUGUCUACUUGAAUGACAACUCAUCAGGAUCUGCAAGUAACAAAGAUGAGGAGAAAUCUGGACAGAAUGUUUGGGACAAUGAAGAGGAAGCUGUUGCUUACAGCUACUCAUUCUUCCACUUCAUGUUUUUCCUGGCCACUCUAUACAUAAUGAUGACAUUGACAAAGUGGUACAGCCCUACAGCAGAUGGGACCCUUACGAGCAACCUUCCCUCGGUCUGGGUGAAGAUCAGUUCUAGUUGGGUCUGCCUCGUAAUAUAUGGCUGGACACUCAUUGCCCCUGCUGUUCUCAGUGACAGGGAGUUUGAUUAA
Messenger RNA from Owenia fusiformis, 1751 nucleotides. The record is from the annotation of a GenBank genome assembly. Lineage: Eukaryota; Metazoa; Annelida; Polychaeta; Sabellida; Oweniidae.